AUGCGUCCGCGGUGUCCGUGGCAUGCUAUAAUCUUUCUCCUCCACAGACCACUGUCCAUGUCCACCCCAGCACGUGCACGACCAGCUAUAGUUACCUAUACGAAGGAUGCAGUAUUGAGGGGGCACGGAAAGUUUACUUUUGCGAUAUCAUCUCGGGGAACGCCACACAGCAUAGGGGGAGGGGAGCAUGGGCAAUUCAAGAACUGGGAGAUUUGUUUUUCGGGGUUCAUCUCACACCCUUCCACGCGCGCAAACUUACCAAUGAUGAAUCAUAUCGCUUUUCCCCCUCCCACUAUACCAAAAGUAAACUUGGAAACCUUGAUCGACUCGGCUGCACCCUAUUGUGAUUAUAAACUGCCUCAAUUCUAUAGGACGCCGGUCAAAGCCGUCAAGGAUCACAGUGACAAUAGACACGUUCUUCACUCCGUUCAACUUACCAUUGUCUUCAAUUGA
Molecule: messenger RNA, 453 nt
Organism: Colletotrichum costaricense
Lineage: Eukaryota; Fungi; Ascomycota; Sordariomycetes; Glomerellales; Glomerellaceae
Exons: 1
Coding region: 1-453 (150 amino acids)
Source: RefSeq, a predicted model, not a curated record